UAACCUUGGUCUUGUGUAAAUGGUAUUGUGUAAUAUGUCAAAUGGAAGUGUUCUUUUUUUCAUCAAUGCAUUGCUUAAGUGCUUUAAUUAGCAUCUUUGACCUUAUUUAUUGUGCUAUAAAUCCUUAAAUAACAUCGCCAUAAAUGUUUUUUUUGUUAUUUUAGAAUGUGAUUUUCUAGACAAAUUCGAGUCAAGUGUUAAGAAAUGAUUUUCAACCAAAUUUAAAUUGUGCCCUAGGGCAGUGGUUCCCAAACCUUUUCACAUAAAGGACCCCUAAACGGGUACAAAUAACCACAAAAUAGACCAUAGCCCCAACUGAUAAGAUUUUGCUUUUAGAUGUUUUAUAUAGAAAGUGUAUGAAAGCAAUGACCACAAUAGUCACAUGCUGUCAUUGCGUUAAUUAAGGAUGGAAUGUUAUUAAUAAUAACCUAUUCCCCUUUUUGCCGGGGACACCUUGGCCCUUGGACCACACUUUGUAACCACUGCCGUACAUGCCUUAAAAUUCAAGUGACAAAAUGUUACAAUUUCACUUGCACCUCAAGGUUGUGUCAAUAUUUUAUCUAGUUAUUUUGUUUAUAUUAUUUCAUUACUUUAACAGUGAUCUUAUACUUAUUUGCUUCAUGUUUGUGCACACAUUAGGAGUUGUUUCAUUGAUAAUAAUUUAAUCAUUCUUGCCUCCUAAUGUGUCAGUAAAAUGCAGUAUGUUACACUACACCCCAUCAAGGCCUCACAAUCUUCUAAUUUUCUUAUUUUAAUGAUGGAUCAUUCUUAGAAAUUCAGAUCUGCAUAUGCAUUAAAAUAUACAUACUGAUGGACAAUCUGAUUGGCUGAUGUUAUAUCGAUGUAUCUGUAUGUAUAAAAAAAUCCAGUCUAGCAAUACUGGCAUUUUUACAAAAUGCCAUGUGAGUCAGAAUCUAUGCCAGAGGACAUUUAAAAUUAUAAUGUCACUGUAGUGCAGUUCAUAUAUUAAUAAAUAAUUCAGGAUAACUCUAAUGUUCUGAAACACAUGUUAUCAUUUAUGACUUAAAACUUAUUUUAGUGGAGGUAACAAAUUUACACUCCAGUCUGUUGGAGUUUCACAGGUCUUUGCAAAUUAAGCAAACUCAUUUGUAACUGAAAUGACAUGAGUUUGUUAUUUAUACUAUUCUGUGGAGAUCAAAUGUAGCUAAUUAUCACAACAUCCAGCUUUACAACCAACUCAAUUCAUAAUGAGACCGUGUCAUAGUAAAUGUGUUCUAGCAGCUUGUAUUUUCUCACCAUCACAGAGCUCACACUGACUCGUCUGAGGCCUUAAAUCAAACUAUCAAACAAGACGCUUGUUUUUUUUUUCAUUCAUUCAGCCAGCUGAAGUUUGGAGACUAUGUGACAGGCCAACUCUACCACUGUACCUUGGGGAAGACGUGUAACUGGACAAUAAGGGAUGUUCUUGGUUUAUGUUGUUGCUGCUGGAUCUGUGUGGGUCAGGGGGAAGCCUCGUCGAGUUGGGUGAGAUCAACGAGUUUCAGGAAACGGCUCCAAGAGAUGCAGAUGAGGAAUCGACCGAGCAGACCACAAAGCAAACCACCACUGACAUCUGGGCAGAGGUUAGAGCGCUGAGAGACAUGUUGGUGGAGCUCAAGGUGUAUGUGGAGAUACUGCAGAGAGAAAAUUCUGACCUGCAGACCAGACUGAGCAGCACUGAGAGGGAACUUCUUGUUGGCAAGUCCAGGAUUGACCAGCUGGAGAGAGAAAAUACAGUCCAAGCCACAGAGCUGUUAUCUUUGGAAACUAGACUGACUGCCACCGAGAACAAAGCAAGUGACCUAGAAAAAAAGAAUGCAGACUUGCAGACCAGACUGAGCAACACUGAGAGGGAACUUCUCGUUAGCAAGUCAAGAAUUGAACAGCUGGAGAGAGAAAAUGCAGAGAAACCAAAGGUGGCCUUUUACACAGCUCUGACUGAUGCAGGAUAUGUUGGACCACACAACACAGACACUACACUGAAAUACAGCAAGGUCUUCACCAACAUCGGCAAUGCUUACGAUCCAGCUACAGGUUUCUUCACAGCACCAGUCAAAGGGGUCUACUAUCUCCAGUUCACUGUGUGUGGUAACCACACAGGUCUUAUGGGUGUAUUUGUGUUUAAGAACAACCAGAAAAUCAUUUAUAAUGUGGAGUGGAAGGAAGAUAAACUUUAUAAGUAUUUCACUAAGUCUGUAGUUUUGGAGCUGUUAGCAGGAGAUACAAUUCACCUGGUUCUCCCAUCAACCCAUUCUGUCUUUGACGAUGGAGAUAACCACAGCACCUUCAGUGGCUCCCUUCUCUUCCCACUGUGAGGAUGUUGUUUAGGCUGCUGUGUGAUGGAUUUGUUUAAAACACUGUUGUUAUUGGCUACACUGUAAUUUACUGCAUAAAAAAAUGUGAAUCUGACUUCCCUCAUGGGUCGUCCAAUGAAAACGACAGUCAAAUAAAUCAAAGACUCAUUGAA
Messenger RNA from Etheostoma cragini (Arkansas darter), 2467 nucleotides. RefSeq lists its product as uncharacterized. Lineage: Eukaryota; Metazoa; Chordata; Actinopteri; Perciformes; Percidae. The coding region runs from base 1434 to 2315 and encodes 293 amino acids. Gene Ontology annotation, molecular function: protein binding. The transcript is spliced from 7 exons. The record is from RefSeq and is a predicted model, not a curated record.